AUGGGAGGUUUCAAAGGAAUCAUCGCCGCCGCUCUGCUUGGUAGCGUGGCGGCCCAUGUCGUACAACAGCCGCUGGUAGAUUCCGAAGCGAAGGGUCUUGGCAAGCCGCUGGUCGACAGCAAGAAGCUGGAGUCAAGCAUCGAUGGCAAGACGCUCUCGGCGAGAGCCGAAGAUCUCUACAAGCUCGCAGAGCUCAGUUGGCAUGAAUACAAUCGACCAACCAGAGUUAUAGGCUCUGCCGGCCAUAAAGCAACUCUGGAGUACAUUUGGUCCCAGCUUGCUCAACUCGGCGACUAUUACACCCUCUCAGACCAGUCAUUUCCCGCCUUCUCUGGCAGUGUGUAUGAGUCGAGAUUGGUCAUCGGUUCAGAUGUCAUCCAGAAUGCGUCGGCCAUGAGCCUGACGCCACCUACAAAGGACAAGGAGCCUGUCCAUGGAGACCUCAUUCUCGUCAACGAGAGUGGAUGCUCUGCUUCGGACUACCCACCCAGUGUCAAGGGCAACAUUGCCUUCAUCCAGCGUGGUACAUGCUCUUUUGGCGACAAGAGUGCAAAUUCUGGUAGAGCUGGCGCGAUCGCUGCCGUUGUCUACAACACCGAGAGCGGACCUCUUCACGGUACCAUGGGCACUCCCAGCGAAGACCACGUCGCAACCUUUGGCAUUUCUCGAGAGGAAGCAGAGUCCUACUUGAAGGAACUGAAGAAGGGCAAGCAUGUUGAUGCUAUUGCAUACAUUGAUGCUUUCGUUUCAACAAUUGUUUCCUCCAACAUCGUCGCUCAGACGGCAGAGGGUGAUCCCGAAAACUGCGUAAUGCUCGGUGCUCACUCAGACUCCGUGCCUGAAGGACCAGGCAUCAACGACGAUGGAUCUGGAACGCUCUCCCUUCUCGAGGUCGCCAAGCAGUUGACCAAAUAUAGCGUCAACAACUGCGUGCGCUUUGCCUGGUGGGCAGCUGAAGAGGAAGGUCUUGUCGGGAGCGACUUCUACGCCGCCUCCCUCUCUCCAGAAGAGAACAAGAAAGUUCGACUAUUCAUGGACUAUGACAUGAUGGGCUCGCCGAAUUUCGCCUACCAAAUCUACAAUGCUACCAACGAGGACUCCCCAGUAGGCUCCGAAGAGCUUCGCGAUUUGUACGUGGACUGGUACGAAGCCAAGGGCCUCAACUAUACUUUCAUCCCCUUUGAUGGGCGAUCCGACUACGACGGCUUCAUUCGAGCAGGCAUCCCAGCAGGCGGUAUUGCCACAGGCGCCGAGGGCAUCAAGACGAAGAAAGAAGCCGAGAUGUUCGGAGGUAAAGCUGGCGACUGGUAUGAUCCUUGCUACCAUCAGCUCUGCGAUGAUGUUGGAAAUGUUAAUGUCACGGCCUGGGUGGUGAAUACUCAGCUCAUCGCGCACUCUGUGGCUACCUACGCUCGAUCGUUUGAUGGCUUCCCGAACAGGACGGACGCUAAAGCUGCAGGCGUUUCGCUGUAUGAGCAGAACACGAAGCAUCAUGGAAGUGCUUUGUACAUUUGA
Ramularia collo-cygni is the source of this 1515-nucleotide messenger RNA. Its product is annotated as probable leupeptin-inactivating enzyme 1 precursor. The coding region runs from base 1 to 1515 and encodes 504 amino acids. Gene Ontology annotation, molecular function: metalloexopeptidase activity; aminopeptidase activity. Gene Ontology annotation, biological process: proteolysis. Lineage: Eukaryota; Fungi; Ascomycota; Dothideomycetes; Mycosphaerellales; Mycosphaerellaceae. The record is from RefSeq and is a predicted model, not a curated record. The transcript has 6 exons.